UUAUUUUUAUUUUUUUCAGAUGUCUUUCUUAACUACCAAUGGCAGGAAUCAGUGUCAUUCAAGGAUGUAACUGUAGACUUCAGUAGGGAUGAGUGGCAACAAUUAGACCUUGCUCAGAAAAGCCUGUACAGAGAAGUGAUGCUGGAAAACUAUUUCAACUUGAUCUCAGUGGGAUGUCAAGUUCCCAAACCAGAAGUCAUCUUCAGCUUGGAACAAGAAGAGCCAUGUUUGCUGGAUGGUGAGAUCUCCGGUCAGAGCUGUCCAGCCCCAUCUGGACCUGCUUGGAGCUGUCCCCAGAAAGCCUCAUUAUGUCAUUUCCAGCUGGGCAGUGAGCAGGAUGUCAAGGUAAUGAUCACCCCCACAGGGGUCUUUCUUCUCUUCCC
Piliocolobus tephrosceles (Ugandan red Colobus) is the source of this 383-nucleotide messenger RNA. RefSeq names its product zinc finger protein 484-like. Gene Ontology annotation, biological process: regulation of DNA-templated transcription. The record is from RefSeq and is a predicted model, not a curated record. The annotation marks the transcript as partial. The transcript is spliced from 5 exons. Lineage: Eukaryota; Metazoa; Chordata; Mammalia; Primates; Cercopithecidae.